Molecule: messenger RNA, 2004 nt
Organism: Penicillium bovifimosum
Lineage: Eukaryota; Fungi; Ascomycota; Eurotiomycetes; Eurotiales; Aspergillaceae
Exons: 1
Coding region: 1-2004 (667 amino acids)
Source: RefSeq, a predicted model, not a curated record
AUGGCGGAGAUGAGACGGCGUGACCAGACGGUCACCUCUCCUGAUUCUAGCUAUCUUCCCAUUACGGAGACUGCUGCACCAACUACCACUCAAGAACCAACUACAUCCCAAGAGUCUACCACAUCUCCGAAGCCGAUUACAACACACAUUUCCAGCUCGGUCAGUUCGGGGAGUGGAGUUCUUACGGAGACAACCACAUCGACAACCAUAUCUACUCCCUCAGAGUGUCCUACUGAAAUGGUCUCUUCGGAGACCACAGAAAUUCCUGCAUCAACGCAAACUCCAAGCAGCGUCAUCCUCAGCUCAGCCCCUGCUGAAACGUUCUUGCGCCGAACAACGGCUAGUUCGUUGCCUGUCCAUGUGGACCCAAAAUAUGCCACAAGCACAACGGCUGCUCUGGGGUCAUCUUCACAGCCAGCAGCGACUACUUCCUUGCCAGUAAAAGCAGAUCCCAUUUCCAGUCCAAGCUCAACAACCGCAGUCGGAGGUUCGAGUGUAUUGCCAAAACCAGACCAACCCCAUUCAGCUGCUGCGGGCUCAUCUCCUCUACCCGAGAAAACGCCGUCUGCACAUGACUCAAAUGUGGCUUCAUUGGCUUUUCUAGCCUGGCUGGCGAAGGCAGAUAGCCAAAGCAGCCAUAAUGUGGCUCCGGGCCCGGUCUCGAGCAGCAGCGGAGCUGCGAGCCCUAUUCCGGUGGUUGUAACCCCUGGUCCUGUUCAGUCAGCAACACCCACAUUGACCACGACCAUAGCAAGCAGCACGGUUGUUGCUGCAGCUGGAAAUCUCGGUGGUGUAAGUAGUAGCUCCGCUGUUAUCUCUACACCACUCAUUACACCUUCUGAGGCACCCCAGUCCACGACACCGUUGGCAGCAAUUCCCACAAGUAGUAGCUCGGUCGUUGGAAUCGGCAUCAUUGCACCUCUGGGUAGUGGAAGCAGCGGUGGAACUCUUACAUCCACGCCAGUUAUACCGACGCCACUCAUUGCAACUUCUGAGCCAUUCGGGUCAACAGCACCGGUAUCGACAACACCCAUUGCAAGCAGCACGGUUGCUGCUGCUGCUGCAAGUCUCGGUGGCCCCAGUAGCAGUUUCGCUAUCUCCACGCCACUCAUUACACCCCCCGAGACACCCCAGUCCACGACACCGUUGGCAGCAGUUCCCACGAGUAGUAGUUCGGUCGCUACAGUCGGCAUCAUUGCACCUCUGCUUAGUGGAAGCAGCAGUGGAGCUCCUACAUCCACACCACUUAUACCGACACCACCGGUCCAGCCAGAGACUUCCCAGCAAACACCGUCUGCAUCAGGACAGCCUUCCGCCUUCACACCUCAGUCAAUAGUGACGACGGUAACCCAGCCUGUGAUUGUAUAUAUGAGCGAAGGAUUCCCAACUCCCUUCUCGACAAGCAUCGUCCACUCUCCAGUGACCAGUGUCAUUGAUCCGUCUAUGUCAACAGAGGUGCCAACGGCAAGCCCAUCUCUUGAACCCGAAUCAACGUCAACGUCGUUUGUCACUGUUCAUGAUGUUGCAACGACCGUCGUGCGUGUGACUGUUUACCCGACAACAUCACCGGCUUCUCCGUCUUCGCCGUCGUUAUCUCCAAGUGAGGUAGCUCCAAGCGAGAAUGCUCCUGCAGAGACGAUGUAUGUCACUUCCACCAAGGUUGUUUUCCAGACCGUUCAAUCAACCACGUCUGCUUCUGCAAGUGAAAAUGUUCCUGUAGAGACGGUGUAUGUCACUUCCACGAAGGUUGUUCUCCAGACCCCUCGGCCAAGUGAAAGUGCCGUCCCUUCUGAGACAGCACAACCUACACCGGCACCAGAUCUUACUUCUGCCGUGGAUGCAAAUGUCGCUGGCCCGACAUCCCCACAUGAUUAUGGCAAUGAAGUCCACCCGAUCACGCCAUCUGGGUUUAUUACAAUUAUAAAGACAACGACUGAGACUGAGACCAAGACGGUGACGGACCGGGUUGUCGAGACUGUCACUGCGACAGUCACUCGAGGUUAG